Molecule: messenger RNA, 522 nt
Organism: Striga asiatica
Lineage: Eukaryota; Viridiplantae; Streptophyta; Magnoliopsida; Lamiales; Orobanchaceae
Source: the annotation of a GenBank genome assembly
AUGGAGGCAGAUGUUCGAGUCUCUACUCUGCAAGAGUCUCCUCAAAAGCCAAUCACACUGGCCAAACAUACUACGGAACAAAUUGAAGACCGGGCAUCCAUCAUCAGCAGCAUCAAAUUCAGUUUCUCCACCACAGGCCUACGCGAACCUUCCAUAUCCCCCACAAACUCAAAGUUCUACUGUGAUAUAAGCCUGAUAUUGAAAGAUAGAGAAAUUCUCGGGCUCACCAUACGGAUAUUUCAGAUUCCUAUUCACUUGAAGUUUUCUGAAAUGUCAGGGCAGGCAAGCACAAAGCGAAAACCUAAACUUACGAAGCCGUGGGACAUCAAACUUGGCCAAAAACUCAUUCUUAUCGGCCCAGCUCGCGCGCUCAAGUGUCAGGGCUCGAAAUAUGCGGAAUUUGUUCGAGAAUUGGCUGAAAAACGACUUACCAAUAUCAACCAUCUCCAAAUACAAGCGCAUGAGGCCACGAAACUGGUACGGAUAGGUCUGCCUGUAAAUCAGCGGCCCAAAACAGCAUGA